Messenger RNA from Colletotrichum spaethianum, 1014 nucleotides. Its product is annotated as dehydrogenase azaJ. Bases 1 to 1014 code for a protein of 337 amino acids. NCBI's taxonomy places the organism in Eukaryota, Fungi, Ascomycota, Sordariomycetes, Glomerellales, Glomerellaceae. The transcript has a single exon. Gene Ontology annotation, molecular function: oxidoreductase activity, acting on NAD(P)H. The record is from RefSeq and is a predicted model, not a curated record.
AUGUCUCAUUCGGCCGCUGUUCAACCCGCACCCAAAGCUCCACUGGAGGUCCAAGACGUCAAAACCCCACAGCCUGGUCCGCACGAGCUUCUCAUCAAGAACGAGCUCAUUGCACUUAAUCCGAUCGAUGCAAAGUUGGCGAAACUUGCUCUCUUCCCCAUUGAAUACCCGGCUAUCCUCGGAGGAUCUUAUGGAGGCAAGGUCGCAGCCAUUGGCAGUGAGGUUACCAACUUCAAAGUCAGCGACACGGUCGCUGCAGCAAAGGCUGGCGGCGUCUCCGGAAACAAGUACAGCAGCUUCCAGAAGUAUGUCGUUUCUCGAGAUGUUACCACGAGCAAAGUUCCGGAAAGCGUCGACCUCCACAUCCCAGCGGGAUUGAUCGGCAACUUCACUACCGUUGUGGGGCUAUUCACAGAGCACCUUCGUCUUGAGAGGCCUGAUCCGGUCGGCAAAAUGUCUUCUAAGGGCAAAAAGAUUCUGGUCUACGGCGGAACAUCUAGCUUCGGUAGCUUUGCGACGCAGUACGCCACCCAAGCCGGUUACGACGUCGUCACUACCACUUCCCCGCAACACAGGGAUUUCGUCGCAAAGUUGGGUGCUGCUUAUGUUGUUGAUCAUACCCAGUCUCACGAUGCGAUUGUAAAGGAGCUGGUUGCGCAAGGGCCCUACGACCACGUUGUGGACUCCAUCUCCUUGAAGCCCACAUACGCCAUCACCACCGAGGUUGUCGCGGCACAGGGUGGUGGAAAGGUAUACGGAUUGCUGCCACCCUCAGAUGGUAUUCCCAAAGGCGUGACUGCGGAGUUUGCAUCCUGGGGUGCACCACUGGCUGAGGAGAAGAAUGCGGAAUUACUGCAGUGGGCCUUUGGGACCUACUUUACACAGGCCAUUGCUAAAGACAAGAUUGUGGCCUUGCCCUCGCAAAAGAUUAAUGGUGGAUUGGGCGGACUGAACGAGGCAGUUGAUGUUCUCUUUAAAGGAGUCAGUGGCGUAAAGGUUGUUGUCGAGCUUUAG